Messenger RNA from Fukomys damarensis (Damara mole-rat), 583 nucleotides. It is a transcript of the gene S100a9, whose product is annotated as S100 calcium binding protein A9. Lineage: Eukaryota; Metazoa; Chordata; Mammalia; Rodentia; Bathyergidae. The record is from RefSeq and is a predicted model, not a curated record. Gene Ontology annotation, cellular component: nucleus; extracellular exosome; cytoplasm. Gene Ontology annotation, biological process: peptidyl-cysteine S-nitrosylation; leukocyte migration involved in inflammatory response; endothelial cell migration. Gene Ontology annotation, molecular function: calcium ion binding. Bases 110 to 475 code for a protein of 121 amino acids. The transcript is spliced from 3 exons.
GCAAUCUUCUGCAGAGAGGGCCACCUGUGCCUGCCAAGCGCGGCCUAUAAACGCUGAGCAGCGCGGCUCUGUGCAGUGCACUGUGUCUGCUGGGUGCUGGUGUGAGAAGAUGGCCGGUGAAAUGUCAGUGUUUGAACGCAGCUUAAAUAGCAUUGUCGAGGCCUUCCACCAAUACUCCAGGCGGGAAGACAACAAUGACACCUUGAACAAGAAGGAAUUCAAACUGCUGAUGCAAAAGGAGCUGCCCAGCUACCUCAAGCAGAAAGUUGAUAGAAAUGAAGAUGGAAAAGAUGUCGUAAAAGACAUCAUGGAAGACCUGGACACAAACCUGGACAAUGAGCUGAGCUUCGAGGAGGCCAUCAUGCUCUUUUCCAGGGUGAUCAAUGCCUCCCACGAGACGAUGCACCAGGGGCACCACCGUGGCCAUGACCACAGCCACGGGCCGGGCCUCGGACAGGGCAGCCAGGCCCGUUAGUCAGGAGGCCAGGCCACCCCACGCCUCCCCAGCCUGGUUCAAGGGAGGUGUGAGCCGCACCACCUGGGCUGUGGGGCUGGGGAUGGGGGGAAAUAAAGCUUUCCUGUA